Molecule: messenger RNA, 3353 nt
Organism: Rana temporaria (common frog)
Lineage: Eukaryota; Metazoa; Chordata; Amphibia; Anura; Ranidae
Product: synaptotagmin-like protein 5
Exons: 21
Coding region: 485-3085 (866 amino acids)
Biological process (GO): exocytosis; intracellular protein transport
Cellular component (GO): exocytic vesicle; plasma membrane
Molecular function (GO): neurexin family protein binding; small GTPase binding; phospholipid binding
Source: RefSeq, a predicted model, not a curated record
GGCGUUUACAGUCUGUCUGUGUCACUGGCAGGCAAACAUUGAACCGCUGGGUGUGUAUAUUGUCACCAGGUAUCUAGGACAAGACAGUCCGGUUUGUCUGGUUUCUCCGUUCAUUGAUCAGUGUGGACCCCUGUGUUGUUUCACAGUGCAAAUAACGAACUUUGAUGAAGCAUGAAACAAGCUUUUCUUUCCAUAGCUUCCUACAUAGUGACGACACAUAAGAUUCAAUUACAAUGACGAUUGCACGUCAUCAAUGGCCCAACAUCUACAAACUGCAGACUACCGGUAGCUCUUGUGGAUCUGCAACAGUUCAAAUUGUAGCUGGAUACUUCAUUGCAUUUGUUGUAUUUUGGAAGCACUACCUGUGAUUUUCUUUUUUUUUGGAUAAUAAAUACAUUGCAUUCUAUCUGAAUGAAGUUAAUUACACAAGUACCUUUGGCAAGAAAACAACAUCAACAUUCCAUUUAUCUGCCAGAGAUAAACAAUGUCUAAGAACACGGAAAUACUCAAUUUUUCUUAUUUGUUGGAUCAAGAACGAGAGGCGAUAUUGGCUGUGCUGAAAAGAGAUGAGAACCUGAAGAAAGUAGAGGACAAAAGAGUACGGAAAAUGAAAAAUGAACUCCUGGAAAUCAAAAAGAAGGGUGGCAAAAUCAGCAGGUUGCGCCAGAACAGUGCCAAAAUCUGUGUUCGCUGUCAGAAGAAGCUGGGGAUAAUCUUUGACCGUGGAGACUUAUGCCAAGCCUGCCAGUUCCGUGUGUGCAAAGCAUGUCGCGUUGUGGUAAAAGACAGAGUUUGGAGGUGUAAUGUGUGUGCCAAAAUUGCGCAGAUAAGGAUAGCAACAGGGGACUGGUUUUUUGAAGAACGAGCCAAGCGGUUUAAAAAUUCCACUGUGCUGGGAUGCGAUGUGGUCAGGAAAUCUAUUAUGAGAAAAACGCCAGCGUCCACUAGAGUAGUAGAAGAAUCUGAUAAAAAAGAAGAUGCUCCAGUGCCUGCCGCUUCUGAAACUGCCCAAGCUACAGAGGGCAAUGCAAAACGCAUCCCUGACAAAAAAUCUGGAAAAGGUGAAGAUACCAAAAGCCUACGUUCCAAUUAUGACGCCCAGAGCCUGAGAAGUACCCGAUCGAUGCCUCGUCCUAAUGGUCUUGAUAAAAGACUAGGAAAACAGAUGAGAAGUGGAGAGGAUGCAAUAAGCAUUCAUUCAAAUCUUGACGCCCAGAGCUUAAAAAGCAUCACAUCGAUCCCACAUUCUGAAAGCAUCCCUGACAAAAAAUCUGGAAAAGGUGAAGAUACCAAAAGCCUACGUUCCAAUUAUGACACCCAGAGCCUGAGAAGUACCCGAUCGAUGCCUCGUCCUAAUGAGAGGUCCAAAAUAGAUAUCCACAGUCUCCCAGAGGCUUCUCAGGCAGAUUACCUUCAAAGUGUCCGGGACAAUGGUGACGGAGUUAGUCAAGCAAGCGUUAAAAUUGACUCUCGACCUGAAUCCAAGCGUAGUUCACCAGUUUCUGUGAUUGGAAGUGUCCAUUCCUUGGGUGGUGGCAGUAUUAACUCAACACAAAGCCGGAGCAAUGGCGGUAAGACCAACACAACUGUGGUCCUGCACGCAAGUUCACCAACACCAAGUAAAAAAAGCAUAUCUUCAAACUACAGCCAUAUAGGUUCAAUAGCAAGUGGAAUAAGAGCUAGUUCUAGCAUUCCUGAGGACAUUUCGAAAGGGCAUAGAAGAAAGGGUUCUGGAACACCUUCUCUAGCUUUGUCUAGGGUGUCUGUAGCAUCCGAUCGCAGUCGAUCAGAACUGGAUCUUAGUGGACAUUAUGCAGAGGGAAAAGAAGACACGGGAAGCAUCAGAAGUAAAUCUAUGUCAGUCCCUGGGGGUUUGAACACAGAGUUGGAAUAUUUAGAUGAACACGAAGAGGAUUUCCCUGCAACUAAUGCACACAAAACAGAUACUCUUAGUGCAUAUUCCAUGAAUGCUCAAGCUGUCUCUGACAGGAAGUGGACCCACUUAAGUGUCCCUGAUGCUGAUGCAGAUACUACAAGUCUUAAUAGCAUGACAAGUGUCUACAGUGAAGGUUGGGACUAUGAUAAUGCAAAAGUCUCUGGAGAACUUGUACUCAAUCUUAGUUACAGCUAUAAAACUGGUGCUUUGAAUGUUCUGGUGAAGAGCUGUAAAAAUCUAGCAAUUGCCGAUGAGAAGAAGAAUCGAACAGACCCGUAUGUUAAGUCAUAUCUACUUCCAGACAAAUCACGGCAAAGUAAGAGGAAGACGAAAAUUAAAACUAAUGCAACUAAUCCAGAGUUCAAUGAAGUUCUAAAGUACGUAAUCAGUCAUACUCAACUGGAAACCAGAACUCUGCAGUUAUCUGUGUGGCAUAAUGAUCGGUUUGGGCGUAACAGCUUUUUAGGAGAAGUAAAUAUUCCUCUUGACAGAUGUAACUUUGAAAACCAAGAAGAUGAGACUUUUACACUGCAAGACAAGAUGGACUUGACAUCUGAUGUAACCCUGCAGUAUAAAGGAGAAAUCACAGUUGGGCUACACUACAUUCCUCCUGAGAAGAACCUCACUCUUCCACUGGAACCAGUGACAGUAGGAAAGAAAAGUUUUAGAAGGUCAAAGAAAAUUCCCAUGCCAACUGGAGGGAUACUAGAGGUACUAAUAAAGGAAGCCAAAAAUCUAACUGCAGUGAAAUCCGGGGGCACUUCAGACACAUUUGUCAAAGGAUACCUAUUACCCGAUAACAACAAAUCCACAAAACACAAAACUGCAGUCAUUAAAAAGUCAGUGAAUCCUCAAUGGAACCACACUUUCUCCUUCACAAGUCUAGAGCCCAAUGACUUGCCGAACAUCUGCCUGGAGCUGAUUGUUUGGGAUAAGGAAUCCUUGACAAGCAAUGUGUUUCUGGGUGGAGUCAGCUUGAGUUGUGGCAGUGGUAUAAGUUAUGGCAAUGAAGUUGACUGGAUGGACUCCCAAGGUGAAGAACAGUAUCUGUGGCAGAAAAUGAUGGACAGCCCUGGAACAUCCGUUGAAGGAACCCUAAUGCUAAGGUCCACUAAGGCAAGACAUAAGAAGACGACGCAAAAGUCCUAAACAUGUCAAGAGUUACUGAUACUAAUAGUAGACUAUUUUACCUGGAUUCCAUUGCUUGGCAUUUUAUUGUUGCUUCUCAUAGACUGACUGCACUUUGGCCAUAGCUUUAGAACUGUAAUUAAAGGGAUGCUCCUGCACAUUUGUAUAUGGGACUGAUAAUGUCUAACUUAUGGACAUACCAAUGACGUGUAUUUUCAUAACAUGAAAUACACCAUUUCUUAUUUGAUAACACUUUGCAAAGUAAACUUACAAAGCCUGUUAAACCUUA